GUCAUGUGAUCAGCUGUGUCCAAUCACAGCUGAUUGUAUGGGACAUGUACACUGAUCAUCAGAACACUGAUGAUCAGUGUGCCCUGAUGAUCUGUGUAGCCCCAGCAGUGCCACCUGUCAGUGUCCAUCAGUGCCAGCUCUCAGUGCUCAUCCAUGCCACCUGCCAGUGCCCAUCAGUGCCACAUCAAUGCCACAUAUCAGUGCCUACCAGUGCACAUCAAUGCCACAUAUCAGUGCCCAUCUGAGUGUCACCCAUCAGUGCCGCCUAUCAGUGCCCGUCAGUGCUGCCUAUCAGUGCCGCCUAACAGUG
Molecule: messenger RNA, 310 nt
Organism: Staurois parvus
Lineage: Eukaryota; Metazoa; Chordata; Amphibia; Anura; Ranidae
Source: the annotation of a GenBank genome assembly